This is a messenger RNA of Aquila chrysaetos chrysaetos, 2331 nucleotides long. It is a transcript of the gene NECAP2, whose product is annotated as NECAP endocytosis associated 2. Lineage: Eukaryota; Metazoa; Chordata; Aves; Accipitriformes; Accipitridae. Gene Ontology annotation, cellular component: clathrin vesicle coat; membrane. The record is from RefSeq and is a predicted model, not a curated record. Gene Ontology annotation, biological process: endocytosis.
UUGUGCCGGUAUUUACCCAAAAAGGGGAAAUUUUGUCCCAUUUUUAGGCUUGCUGGGAAGAUGUGGUCCGAGGAGGGUGGGAGGUGGCAGUGCUUGGAGGGAAGAUGUGGUUUCCAAACCUGGGCCUGAGCUGUGACUGUGCUGCCUCUUGCCAUGGAGGAUAGAAGCAGCAAUUUUAUUUUAUUGUAUUUAUUUUAUUUAGUUUUUUGCAAUGUGCUGGCCUCCCUGCUUGGGUGUUGUGCUCGAUAACUGUCAGAGGAGGUGGGCAGAGGCUGUUGGGGUGCCUCUGGCUGAGGUGAGGAGGGGUCAGGGUGCGCUGACAGCUCCUGCAAGCCCUGAUUCCCCUUUAAUUCUUAUUUUUUAAUAUUUUUUUAAGGCGAAAUCAGGAAAAAAUGUCCCUUUUAGUGACUUGGAGUUGCUAGGUGGGGAGGAAAGGUGCUGCAGAAGCAGGCGCAGCUGGCGGCGUGCCCGGACGGGGCCGGGCUGGGAGCUGGCAGCCAGUCCCCGCGACCGCGUACUGGUUCCCAGUUCCAGCAGCCCACUGGGACCAGUUCCCCCCCUCACCUCCCCCGCCACCUCCCUGCAGUGGAGCCUCCCGCCCGCCAGGGGGAGCAGCGGCGGCUGGUGCGGAAGCACCUCCCCUCCCUCCGCUCCUCCGUCCUGCCCGGAGAAAGGGGGCGGUACCAUCGAAGGGGCGGUACCAUCGAGGCGGCGGGCCAGAGCGGCGGCAGCGGCGGCGGGCGGAGUUCCGCCGCGAUGGCGGCCAUGGCAGCAGAGGAGGAGGAGUACGAGGCGGUGCUGUGCGUGAAGCCGGCGGUGCACGUCUACCGGGUACCGCCGCGGGCCUCCAACCGCGGCUACAGAGCUGCAGAGUGGCAGCUGGACCAGCCGGCGUGGAGCGGCAGGCUGCGGAUCACGGCCAAGGGCAAGCUCGCGUUCAUUAAGCUGGAGGACAAGACCUCGGGAGAGCUUUUUGCCCAGGCGCCAGUGGAGCAGUUCCCUGGCAUCGCUGUGGAGAGUGUGACGGACUCCAGUAGAUAUUUUGUCAUCCGGAUUGAAGAUGGGAACGGCCGCCGUGCUUUCAUCGGAGUCGGCUUUGUUGACCGAGGGGAUGCUUUUGACUUCAAUGUGGCUCUCCAAGACCAUUUUAAAUGGGUGAGGCAGCAGAGCGAGCUGGCCAGCCAGGCCAAGAACCCCGAUCAGGGACCAAAACUGGAUCUGGGCUUCAAGGAGGGGCAAACCAUCAAACUCAACAUUGCGAAUAUGAAGAAAAAAGAAGGACCAACAGGGAACACCAGACCGCGUCCUGCGGGUCUUGGGGGCCUGAGCUUGCUCCCACCACCUCCCGGAGGAAAAUCUUCGGUUUGUCCUUCUGGAGAGCGGCCGUCUUCGCUCUCCACGCCCGCCCAGCUCCCGGGCACCCCCAUCACAGACUCCCUCUUGUCCUGGCCGCAGCCUGCUGCUGCUCCCUCUGCCGCUGCCACCGAUGUCUGGGGAGACUUUGCUAAAGCUUCCGGGUCAGCUUCUACCCAGACUCAGGCAAACGCAGGCUGGGUUCAGUUCUGACCCGGGCCCCUUCUCCGCUCUUCCCCACAUGGGUGCUGGGAUCAUUGCGAUUCCUUCAGGACCAAAGCAGGGGCUUUGGGACACUCUGCUCCUGCCCUUAAGUCCCUCCCGGCAUCAAAAUGCUGAAAUAAGUGCCAGAGAGCAAAUGAACACGUGCCUUAAAACGCUCCACGCCAGUGCCCUCUGCGUUGGGGGCCUUUUAUUUUCUACCUGGAUUGCAGCAAACCUCUGAGGCUUCUCCUUUUGCAGAAAAAGCUGUCAGCUUUGUCACCUCUCCUUAAUAACGAGAGGGUGAGCGGGUGCUCAGAGCAGGACUCCUCUCACUCGCAGCACUGCCCCAAUUAAGGUAAUUUUCGCUAAAGGUUUGUGUGAUAGAGCCUCCAUGGAGACUUCUCCGCUUUCUCCUCGCAUAUUUGGCCUGGAUAAAUCCUUCCCUCGGUGGAGAGCAUCCUCCUGGAGACUUCUCGCCUGCAAAAUCCAGAUGAACGCCCACCUUAGCAAGAUGCUGAGCGUCGCCCCAGUUUUUUUCUGAGCACUUAACUCUGAUGCGGAAAGUGGGGAGCUGGACCGCUGUGUUUCGAUGCUGAAAUUCCUAAUUUCUUGCUCUGGGAAGAUUUUUUUCAUCUCUAUUUUGAAGACAUUUUCACUUCUUUCUGUGGACAUUUUAUUAAGCGAUAUAUGCAAUGAAGGACAGAAUGCAGUCGGUCUCUUUGACAGAGCUGGGGUUGAGAUUCCUCUUUAAACAAAUAAAUAUUUUCUUACCUA